This is a messenger RNA of Gorilla gorilla gorilla (western lowland gorilla), 7675 nucleotides long. RefSeq names its product family with sequence similarity 78 member B (gene FAM78B). The transcript is spliced from 2 exons. NCBI's taxonomy places the organism in Eukaryota, Metazoa, Chordata, Mammalia, Primates, Hominidae. Bases 754 to 1071 code for a protein of 105 amino acids. The record is from RefSeq and is a predicted model, not a curated record.
AUGGCGUACAGCCAGUUUCCUCCGCGGAGAACGUCCUGUGGUGCCCCAGCCGUUGGGGCUCUGCACCGCGGACCACAGCCUCCUGGCGCCCCCCGGGCCGGGGCAGCCGGGCCGAGGAGUGUCGGUGUGGUCCGGCUACGGGGCGGGGCCGGCGGGAGCUCCGGUCGCCGCCGCCGCCGCUGCUGCCUCCGCCUGCCUCUCGGGCCGCCCGCUCGCCCGCCGCUGGGUGCGCUGCACGCGGGGGGCAGCCGCGGUGCAGAGGUUCAUGCAGCGGCGGCGGCGGCGGCGGCUGCUGUUGCUGCCGCCGCGGAGGCAGACAGACCGGGCGCUGCCACCGCCGCCCUCCCCCGGCUCCAUGCCGCCGCCGCUGCCGCCUCCUCCUCUCCGGCGAGGGGCGGGGGGCUCCGGCCCGGGGUGGGCACCAUUCCUCGCAGCGCCGCUCCCCUCCCUGCCCUCCGCCCGGGCGCUGGAGCCGGCGAGGGCACCCGCCGCCUCCUAGGAGUGCACCCUCCGCGCGCCCUGCCGGAGCGAGGGGGCGGGCGUGGGCGGGCGUCGGGGCAGCGGGGACCCCGCGCGGCAGCAAGAGGAGGGGGCUUCCCCAAGGAUGCCCGGCGGCUCCCCGCUCCUAGGUGCGAGCUGAGUCUGACCGGGAGCGAGCGGCGCGUCGCCAUGCCGGCGUGACGGGCGCCCCCGGCUGCCCGCGCGGGCCCCCGCGCUGCCCCACGCCGCGCCGUGCCGGCACCGGGCUGCAGGAUGGGCUGUAUCCAAAGCAUCACCUGCAAGGCGCGGAUCCGGCGCGAGAACAUCGUGGUGUACGAUGUGUGCGCCACCAUCGACCAGUGCCCCACGCGCAUCGAGGAGACCUCGCCCAUCGUCCUGCGCUACAAGACCCCCUACUUCAAAGCCUCCGCCCGCGUGGUCAUGCCCCCCAUCCCCCGCCACGAGACCUGGGUGGUGGGCUGGAUUCAGGCGUGCAACCAGAUGGAGUUCUUCAACACCUACAGCGACCUGGGCAUGUCUCCUAGUAGGACAAGGAAAGCCCAGCAAGCACAACCACAUGGCAGAGACUGAGAAGGAGGAAGUGAGCAAUGGCUGGCGGUUCCAGAAGCUGAAUCCCUGGACAGCUGAUUUCCCAUUAAAAUGUGUGCCAUCCUGCCUACCUCCUCGCCUUCCUCCCGUCCCGUGACCAGUCCCUCCUACCCACCCUCCACGAGCCAUGUGGCAUUUGCCCUGGGCUGACUGGGCUGCCUGCUUGGCCCAUGGGGAGCUGUGUUGAAGUGAGAGUUGUGCCUGCUGUAUCUUUUUGUGUGUGGAAAGAUGGGGUUCAUUCAGAUCCCAAGUCCUUUCCCCAACCCUCAAAGUGAAGCCUCCUAGGGAUGAAGAGCUGGUCAGCCUGGACUUUAAAUACCUAAUGUGGCCCAGCCUUGGUUCCCAAACCCUGCCUUCCCUCCCUAUGCUUUUGGGUGAGAAACGGGGGAUUUGUAUCUCCCUUCCUCCUCCUUCUCCAUGUGGGUGGCCUCUCUAGGUUUCUCUGUGUUCUCUGAUCCUUGGAGAGCCAGAGCCAAGGCAGUCAUCUUGUUCCCCCUUCCACGGCCAGGCUGGGUGCCUUCAGGUGACCAGGGGCAGAGUGUAAGUCACCAGGAUCAAUGGGGUGAGGGGAAAACCACCUUAAGAGGGAAAAAAUGGUGUGCAUUGGUUUAUUUAUUGAUUUAUUGGCUUGCUUACUGAUGUAUUUAUUUAUACUUAUUAUACAACACAAAAUCCAUUUCCAUUUUUUUAAGCAUCAGCCCCAGAAUUUGUCUUCCUGGGCCCAUAGAGCACAGUGAAUUAUUUCUCUUUGAAGCUUCAGAAUAGAGAGGGAAAUUUUUCUCCUUACGCCCAAACACCUCCACCUCAGCCACAUUUUCAACCAGACAUGGGAUUAGAAAUCACCAGCUAACAAGGCUGUAAAGUCACACAAAUCAGCAGAGGCUUGACUGUCUAGAUAGCCCUCAGAAUCCGGCCUCCGCCCCAACCACCUUGCACCAGUCCUCUCAUUCUCCUUUACUCAGGUGGGGAUUGACCAGCCAUCUUCAGCCUAACAGUGCAGAACAAAAUUUCUCAUUCUGCUCUGAUGUAGUAUUCUAACAUCAGAUGCACGUUAGAAUCAUCUGAGGAGCUUAAAAAAUAUACAUGCCUGGUCCCCUGCCCAAACCAGUUAUAGCAUCGAAGGGUAGAUCCUGGGCAUCGGAGUUUUUUAAGUUACCCAGAUGACUCUAAUGUGAAAAUAGGGUUGGAAAGUUCUAGUAUCACCUCUCCCUUGCCCCUCCCCAUCCAGAUUCUUUCAUCUCUACUUCCCAAGCUUUCUCUGGAGUCCUCUUCCCGUUCCUCCAGCCCCUUCUCCUCUCUGCACCUUCCCCAUCAGCUCAGCCAACCAUAGCAGAUCCCUGGAGAGGGGGCAGGUCCCAUGAGUGGUACUCUGAGGCUGGUUCCUGCAUCCAGCCUGGGGGCUGCUCCCAAACAAUUUCCAGCUUUUCUAGGAGCAGAAACCUACUCUCUGCAGAUUCUCUGUUCACCUGCACCUUCUCCAGGUUCCCAAACUCCAAAAGUUUAAAGGGCACUUUGGCGACAUUUCUGUCUCCAAGCCCCAGUCUUGAUGGUAUGGCCCAUGUAAGUCUUAUAACCCAAGCCUUGGCCAUUUCUGCAGAGCCAUCUGAGUUGAAUGAGGAUCUACUGUUAACAGAGAAAGGGGUCACAGUGCUCCCCCAGCAAGUCCUUUUUCCAACAACCAACCUCCUCAGCCAUCUAGGAUUUGGAUCCACAAUGCAGCAGCUACUGUGCAUUCAAAUCCUAGAUGGCUGAGAAGAGGCAUCUCACCCUUCACAUCUACAAGAUCUCCACUGCUGGGUAUGAGUAAAUGUGUGUGUGAGUGCGUGUACACGUACAUGUGCACACACUGUCUACAUACAAACCAUCUAGAUCUAUAGAGAUGCCAGGCUUCACUUUACAUGUGAUUACAUUUUACAUGAAAACAGUUGAGGGCUUUCGUUAUCUUUCACUUGAUGGAGUUUCACUGUGUUAUGUUCAUGAUGGGCCCCAGUGAACUCCAUAUCAGGUAUAUACAUAGAAUGUAUAAUAUAUACAAACUGUUAGACACACUACACACACACACACACACACACACGCAGAAAGCCUAGGGAAACCUGUGAUGUGGGUAAGUUCAUUUUGCCAUCCCAUCUCCUCCAUCUAAGUAAUUUCCCGGGGCAAGCAUUGUUUCACACACUCCCCUCAGCUGCCCAGCCAUUCCCUCUCCAGCGUCCCAUACCACCAAGCCUUCUUUCCCCAUCAGUCCAAAUGUCCCUGCCCCAUGUCCCAUCUCUCAGGGUCCUACUCUCUGAUAGGUGACAGUUCAGUCAGUGGGUGCUAAAGAGUCGAGUGUUACCCUUCCCAGGUGACAUUUACGUUUUAAUAGGGGCUACAGAUAAUGCCUUAAUCAGAAAGAGUGGCUGUAGUGGUGGGAAUUUCAGGCACAGAAGUGGGCCAGUAAGGGAGAUUAUUUUAUAUCAGGAGGGCAUUUUAGAGCCCCCGAGUCAUACCUGUCUGUAAGCGCAGCCCUUCAUAAGUGCAUGAGCACAAGCAAGCACACUUACCUACAUUAUACCCUCCAUAAUUUUGAGAUACCUCCCUUGCAUUGGCCCUAUCUUUAAAAAUGAAAAAAAAAACCCAACAAAAAACAAAAACAAAACAGGGAACUAGCUAAAUUAAUUUAGAUCUCACUGGGAAACGUAGCCUAUUUUUUCACCGGCUGCCAGCCAUCUGGCCCACCCCACCCUGUUCAAUUUCCCUUCUGCUCUUUAUCUUUUCAGCUAUGACCGACUAUAUCAGUUAAUUUACUUGUACGUGUCCUCUCUGCUGUCUCCUUACCCUGCUCCCCUACACCAUGUAUUUCCUUCCUUUACCAUUUCCUCCUUGGAAUUGUGCUGUGUUUUGUUGUCCUGGAGGACAGAAGAGCAGGUUAAGGCAUGAGCAUGUGUGUAUCACUUUGAAGAAAGAGAAACCAGGUAUUCUGCUACAGUUUGGAGAAAAACCCAAUGAAGGAAGAAAUGAAAGCUGGCUCUGCAGAGUGCCUUAAAAAUGACUUUAAUUAGGAAAUUCUGAGUUGUCGGUCUUCAGAUGUUACAUAAACUCAAACAGAUGUUGCAUUUCACUUCUCUGGGAUUAAAAAAAGUUAAAUACAGUGUGUAUUCAACAACAACAACAAAAUAUGUUUUCUCUUUAAUUUGGUCCUCAAAGAUGCAGUGCCUGGUUUUCUACAAAACCUGGGGAUGGCCCCAGGAACAAGCAAGCUCUGGAACAUACAGAGGGCAGAUGCAGGAAUCCUGCCCAGCCAGGAAAGCUCUGGCAGGCUAAGGCAUAAUGUUGCCAUCAAAUUUGGUCCAAAAGACAAUUCUAAGAUGGGAAAAAGCAUGGACAACUGUAAGGGAAAGAAAGGGAUCCUCACCCUUCUCCCUAAUGACACGCUUUGGGCUUAGUCUUUUGGGGCUGCUAUAACCAAUCCUAAGUUGGGUGGCCUAUGAACAACAGAAAUGUAUUUCUCACUGUUCUGGAAGCUGGGAAGUCCACGAUCAAGGCUGUGGCAGAUUCGAUGACUGGGGAGGCCCUGCUUUCUAGUUCAUACUUGGCACCUUCCAGCUGUGCCCUCACAUGGUGCAAAGGACAAAUGAGCUUCCCUGGGCCUCUCUUACAAGAGGUCUGUCUUCAUGACCUAAUCACCUCCCAAAAACCCCACCCCCUAAUACUAUCACCAUGGGGGUUAGGAUUUCAACAUGAAUUUGUGGGGGAUACAAAUAUUGGAACAUAGCACUCUCCUCAUCUAUGAUUCAGUGCUGUGAAAUUGGGAGAAAGAGAACAUUCUAGAAUCAGAGGAUAAAGUUUGCCCUUCCAUCUCUUUCGUACUACCAUUUCUUCCUGGAACACCCUUGACCAGAUUCUGCUUUGCUUUUGCUAAAUUAUUUUACUUUAGCUUAAUGUUUGCCACCUAGGAUCUGAUCAAAACAGGUCAUCUUAAAGUUUGAGUUCCUGAGGCAGUUAGGUUUCUGGAAUGUUGCCUUCUCUCCCUGAGUGUUGGUAUAUGUAAAUGGUCAGACUCAUCCAGGCAAGAGUGGGAACUGCAGGGUUGGAAGAGAGGUCUUGAGGUGUACUUGGAUUCUGAAAACUAUGGAGGUUGACAGGACUGAAGACCUAGCCUAUCAGAGCCCUCCUCCUGCCGGUCCCCACCACCUGCACUCUGAUCUUUCCACAAGAUAUAUGACCCUUCUGUGGGGUCCACAGUUUUAAGAGGGCUGAAAGUCACUAAUUCACAUUAAUUCAUUCAUUCAUAUUCUCUCUCUCUACACACACACACACACACCAGUCAAAAGAGGGAGAGCAAGGAGACCCAGAUAUUGAAAUAAAAAGUGGUAAAUAGUGGUUAUCACUCCUGGAAAAAAAAUUUAAGAAAAGGGCCUCUGUCAUGCAUGUCAUCGGGUGAGGGAGUAUUUUUAAAUAUACAUAUGUCUAACCUAAGACCCCUCUACCCUCACCAGGUGGCCUGAGCAGCACAUGCUCAACUCUGGAGCAAGCAGCUUUGCAGACACAUUUUAGAAAAGGGAUUCCUGCAUCUUCUCUAUCAGAAUGCAUGAUCUCUGGAAAGAACAAUUGGCACUUUUUUCUUAGUUCAUUCAUUUCAAGAAAUAAAUAAGGAACUGGCAAUUGCUGAACACACUGCAGUAUGUAUGUGUGUAUAUAUACAGCACAAAUGUAUGAGUGAGGGUUGGUAGAAUAUAGUGACAGUUGAGGCAAACUGAAAAUACAAGUGGUAUUUCUUUCUCACUUAAAGAAAACUAAGUUCCAUGUUAACUUGGAAAAGGGAACAGGGAUGUGUCUGAUUUUUUGAAAACCAAAUUGUCAUAUAUUUAACGAAGUUACUUGGGGGAGCAAAAACAAUAUUCAAACAAAACUAUAUAUUUAUUGUUACCUACAUGAAGAAAUGGUGUAGCCUGCCAUGUUACAUAUAUGGUCACAUUUCUUUUAUUUUUGAAAUUAAUUACCUGAACCAUCUUAUGUUUUGUUAACAGAGAGCACAGUAAUCCCUUUUUAAGGUUUUCCCAGCCCAUCUAAUUCCAAUUUCUCAAAAACCCUGGAUCCUGAACUCAGUCCCAAGAGAUUCAAAACCCCAAGCAGAAGCCGGGCAUACUAACCUGUUCCUGCCUUCCCUGCCCACUGCGUAAAGGAAGAUGGCAGUUCAUUGCAGCCAGGAAGCCCAGGACACAAGUUAUCACCUUGGUAUAGCUUCUGGCAUACCAAGUCAUUAUUCUCAAAGCAGAAUGACGCCAAGGGGCCAGUACUGGAGGCCUGUCCAGAAUCAUUCCUAAGUUGUGCUGAAACAGACUCCCUCACAAAUCUCUUAAGUGUGUUCAUUACACCCAAGUCAACAACCUAAACCACUGUCCUCCCCAAGUUGGUGACCUGCCAAUUUUCUUCGGCUGCCAGCCCAGGUGUGGGCCCCCUUGGAGCUCCCAUGGGAAUCCCUGUUUCAAACCUUGAUGAAGAGGGGCUGAGCUGUCAGUUCUUGCCUUGCAGAAAGUUCCAGCUUCUAAUGAAUUUUUCCACGUCCUCCGUGCCCUUCUUCUCCCUGAAACCCUAUAUUUUCAUAGCUAAAGAUCACUGGAGUGAUCUGCAGAGCAAAAGGAUGUACUAUUUCAGCAAGCACUUAUUAUGUGACUGCCAUGUGCCAGACUUUUAGAUGCUAGGAACUCCUCAGCAAACCAGACAGACAAAAAUCCAUCCCUCCUAGAACUUCCAUUCUAGUGAGAGGAAAGAUAGACUGUAGACAUAAUAAAUAAAUAAAUUUGUAUGUUAGGCAGUGAGAAAUAUUAUGGGAGAAGGAAAAAACAAGAACAGAUGAGGGGAACCAAGAGGACAGAGUUGUUUCCUUUAUGUUUGGGCUAUAUCAAGAAGCAACUAUCAAUUAUUACAUUUAAUAAAGAUAAUUUUUUACCUCUCCAGGCACCUCCUUUAUGCAUUAACAGGCAUCCUAUUCCAUUAGAGGCUUCACAUCUAUGCUUUAUACAUUUCAGAGCAGAAUCAGGUUUAUCGUCUACUGUUUUUACCAUAAUCCAUGGAGAGUCCAUUUACUGCAGCUUUGAAAAAUAAAAUGACGUUCUCAAGUUCACACAGCUGUUAAAUAUUAGGAUGAGGAUCCCAGUAUGGCUCUUUUGACUUCAUCGUAUGAUUUUCUCAAUGCACUUGUAAAAAGCACAAAACAUGAAGCUGGAACAUCUAAAAUAGAGACCCAGCAUUGCCUCUUACUAGGUAUACAAAACCUUGAAAUGUUCCCUGCAAACGUAAGACUGGAUGUGACCGGGUAUGGUGGCUUACGCCUGUAAUCCCAGCACUUUGGGAGGUCAAGACAGGCAGAUCACUUGAGGUCAGGAGUUCGAUACCAGCCUGGCCAACAUGGUGAAACCCCAUCUCUACUAAAAAUACAAAAAAAUAGCUGGGCAUAGUGGCAUAUGCCUGUAAUCCCAGCUACUCGGGAGGCUGAGGCAGGAGAAUCUCUUGAACCCAGGAGGCGGAGGCUGCAGUGAGCCAAGAUAGCACCACUGCACUCCAGCCUGGGUGACAGAGUGAGACUCAUCUCAAAAAAAAAACAAAA